AGCCGUAAAUUCACUCCUGUUUAGCAUUCAAAAUAAGUUUUGGUUUAUGAUAUAGAUAAUUAUAGUAUUCAAUUAUGAAUAUGAGUUUUCUCUGUACCUGUAGCCUUUCCCACCUAGUGCGCUCAUCAUUUUCUAGUGGACAAGGGGGAGCAGGGAAAAGAAAGAAACCACUACAUCAAGAGUGGACACGACCCACAAAAGGUGUUUCUCUGAGCAAUGGGAUUGGGAAUGAAGGAUCACAUCCUUAGUUUCUUCUCCUGAGACAGAAGUUCAUGUUCAUCUUUGCUUGCAGUUGUGAAGAAGGAAACAGAAAAGUCAAAAAAAAGUCUGCGAUUCUCUUUGAACAUGGAUCCAUUGAAUCACUGAUGAUAGUCCAAGUUCAGCUGCUGGUUUUAUUUGUUGCGAGUGCGACCGAUCUUCUGUGUUCAUGCAAUCAUGCCUUUCGUGUUUCUUCUGGCGCACUUAUAUCGAUUCCUCAUUUUUGAUUCAAAAGUAAGAAGUAGUAGUUCACUGAAGUCUCAAGUUUUUCGUUUUUUGUUGUUCAAUAGAUACAUGCAUCGUCACACACACUACAAUUUAAAGAAGGCUAUGGUCAAAAGAUUUUCUCUCAACUUAAAUCAUGGGAUCUAACUUCUCUCUAAUCUGAUUUUUAGAUCAAUGUAUGUUUUACUUUUACUUCUUUUGAAUGUACACCAGCUCGACUUCCUCGGGAGUCCUCCAUCUUCAUCUCAUUUCAUCUUUGUGUCCAGAAUUAUUUGAUGAAAGACAUGAGGGCCACCUUCUAGGAGGGGACAGACGAAGUCGGGGAGGGGCUCUGACUGUAAGGGAUUUUUUUAAUACUUGUCUUUGUGUUAUCAAAGUCAACGACACCUAGAGCCCAAAAAUUUGUCGCGGUAUACCAUGUCAGAUCGCAUUGGAUAGUUUCCAUCAUGCAGUUUCUGGUAUAUUUAUAUAGAGUCCCUGUUAUUGUUUGUUAUUUUCUUUCCUUACUUGAUGUUGCAACGUGUCUAAUAAUUGUAAAAUGUCGUGCACCGGUCGAAGGCACCUAAAUCUUUUUCACUAUCAACCUGGUCGGGGGCCCCAUCGAGAGGACGCAUCAGCUGGUGGAAAUAGAGCCGGACAUAAUGGCCCAACGAGAGAGUAAUCAGUGGACUCUCUACCUAGCUGCGCUCUUCGAAGUGGAAUGUGGCGCCGAACAGAUCUACACUGUAUUAAAGCUCGCAAUUUCCAUGUAGUCCUAUGGAAAAAAAAAAAAGGCGUGACAUCCUGACUUGAUCGAGGCCAGUGAGCUUGAACUUGAGGGCGGCAUACGCGCCGACAUUCGGACCGAGGUCCAGGGCGGGAACCGGGGAUAGGCAAGCGGACUACAAAAAAAUACGGGAACCCCCAUUCAUUGAGUUGAUUCAAUUUGAAUGAACAUGAAGUUGUAACAUGUUCUUGUUACCGUGCAGCAGGACUUAUCAUACCAGUGUAGUUUUUUUCACAUGUUGUUGGUGAAAAGAAGCUUAUACUUUUUGUCUUGUUCUUGAAGGUAUAACAAACUAGCUUCAACAACUAUGGAGUUCAUGAAGAUAUAAGCAGCUUUAAGUAUUAAGUUCAUGAAGAUAUAACUCCCCAAGUCAUUAUCGCGAGGUACGCCCCGGGUAGGAGGCAGAGAGAGGGGGACACUGUCCUGACUCUUACACUCGCGCACGGGCCGAACACUGUCAAACACUCUCAACGGCUCUUCUCUUUUUUUUUGUGUGUCGUUGCUUGGUGCCCGAGCGUGGUACCAAGCAACGACACACCACCGGGGAGCCCGGUGGCGCUUGCGCCACCGCUCCCCCGCGCGAUGGUGGUCUCUCUCUGCCUCCAACCCGGGGCGUACCUCGCGAUAAUGACUUGUGGAGUUAGAUCUAUAUGCGCCAGCUUUAAGUAUUUAAGUUCUUGAUCUUGAAGAUAUAACUAGCUUUUAGUAUUUUUACUUUCUUCUUUUUUAUGUAUGUGGGAGAAAAACAAAAAACAUCGAGUAGAAGGUCAAGCUUGAUGAGUUCUGUGCUGCCGGUAAACACCGACGACAUUUGCUUUUCUUCUUGUUUAUUAUAGGGCAAGUUCGUAAGACACCAGCACGCUCAACUCCAAGAUCAGCAAAGGAACGUUUCAAAACGUUGAAAGAUUUGUCCUGCUUGGGGUCUAUUGCUAGAAGUUUUCAUCCAAUUCAUGUUCUUGAAAUUUAUUGUUUUACCAAACUCUAAGUUUUAUGAUGAACAUACUAAAACUGUUUUAUCAUGAACUUUCAUUUGGAUUUUCUUUGAGUUCUUCUUGUAAUCCGAGGGCGUAGCACGUAUGAGGCGUUCGGGCCGCGCGCGAACUAAUAAUAAUAAUAAUGCAGUAGGAGGGGCGAAUAUUGAGGGAGGUUCUUGUAUAAUUUUUUGAAGAAGUGCAACUACCUCUAAGCAUGUAGUUUGUUUAAGAAGUUUUUCUGAGAAAUACUUAGAAGUAGCUACUUCCCGAUACAAAUAAGUGGCCGAUGACUGAGGCGCCAUAUCUCGAAUCGUCCCAUAUUUUAAGUUAGAGCAGUCUUUUUAGAGAAGCUGUCUUGAGACUCGUCUUAGUGCUACAGGCACUAGGGACGGUGAUAAUCAGGGAUCAUACAGCACACAUACUUACUUGUUACUGUUAGUUACUUACUUAGGAUAGACAAGAGCAGCACCUCGCAGUAACGGAGAAGGAGAAAGGAGCAUCAGACUUAACUACUUCUUGUGAGCGAUCGCAAACAUCCAGAAGAAUCUUCACGUGAGAACUACAUCUAUGGUAUAUUAGGACUAAUAUAGACUGCAUCAAAAGAAAGGUCGUGAUGAACAUCAACUUGAAAGAAAGAUCAACAACAUAAAUGUAACUAGGUCUGUGGGUAACCGUCUAUCCUUCUCUUCAUAAUAAUUAUAAAUCAAUGAACUAGACUACGCGAACAAUGUACACUUCAAAGAAACUAUGAUAUCUUCACGUGAGUACUAUAUCUAUGGCACCUAGAAACUACUUACAUCGAUGAACUAGACUACACGAUUAUACAUACAAUCUACUCCACCACUUUCACCACCUCCAAAAAAUAUCAAGAUCAAUCUUUUUGUUCCCUCUCUGUCUACCUUUUUUUUUAAAGGAAUCUUGUUUGUAAGUUUGGGGGUGGAUUCUCCAAAACAACGAUCUUGUGAGGACGAGUGCUGUCCCUUUUUCCCUUGAUUAUACUAAAAAAGGAACUAGUAAUUUCACAGAGCAGACCACUUCUUGUGACCUGUCGUGACUGGUUCCUGAGAAGAUGAGCUCGAACACGAACAGUCCGGAGUUCGUAAACGAGCAGAUAGGGCGGGGCGCCUCACCCUCCAAUAGGAGACCACCUUCCGACGAGCACGAAACAAGCGAACGCAAUUAUGGCAAUAUGAUAGAGUAGGCAAAGUACUACGUAGUGGUUUUGUUUUUUUUUCUUUUAUGGCUCUUCAAUUCAUCUUUUAUGGGUCUUCAAUGGCCUCAAACGCUCACCCCCUCAUAGGUCACCCAACUCUUAUCCUAUCCUUGUUUCUCGCUAGAGCGGAGCAGUCACCUCGUAUGGCGGCGAAGCAGAGGCGCCCUAUCCUAUCUUAUCCUAUUCGCCGUGUCCGAGUCCGUCCGUCUUAUAUAUGUACCAGGGAGGGAGGCCCCCCCCCUGUGGAUGGAUCUGUGGUGGACCACGCCAGAGGCGUCCAGCCUUGCCACCUUUGCCCGGUCUGUAGGGUUGGGCACAUGCUACACGCCAGAGGGGUCCAUCCUUGCCACCUUUGCCAUGUCUGUAGUGUUGGGCACAUGCAACACGCCAGAGGGGUCCAGCCUUGCCACCUUUGCCAGGUCUGUCGGGUACAUGCAGCACGCCAAGGGGGCCCAGCCUCUGCCACCUUUGCCAGGUCUGUAGGGUACAUGCAACAAGCGGGAAGGGGUCCGAAGCAAGUGGGCGCUUUGAGGCCUUCCCGCCCGGCAGCCCCUCGAAAAGAGGGCCAGGGGCUGGGAGGCGCCCCCCUCAAAAAGUUAGAUCGGGGGGGGGCCUUCAGCCCUGAGCCCUGGAACAUAUAUAAGACUAAAAGAGUUUCUUUCCAAGGAAAAUAAGAGAUCGAUUACAGUAGGCACAACUGAGGAAGUUCAAUUUAGUUCUACGGAGUGACUCCACCAGGUCCAGGAUCUACUCUACUCUUUUUCAUCUCGUCGAUAAUAAUUAUCUCCUCAACAUCCUCUAAAACGUAACGCCAUCUUCGACGACUCCUCACGCGACAAGCCUGUCUCUCUCCGCAGGUAGCAGUGCAGCAGAGCAGAAUUUUUCUAGGGCGCCUGCAAAUGUCUCCUGUGUCCCAUCCAAGGUCCUCAGGAAUACGAGCGGAGGGAGCGGUGGCAGCUCUAGGCAAGGCGAUGACGCGAACAGGAGAGCAAGCUAAUAUGGCUUCUUCAGAUUGUAUUUGUAAUUGGAUUUGGAAUUAUCUAUCAAUAAGUGAAAUAGUUAACUAAAUACUUGGGGGAAGCUAACGUCCAGUAUCCUAACGUCCAGUAUUCUACUUCCGAAGAAGAAGAAAUCGACUAUGACAUUCACUUUUCUGAACAGCUACUGGUGAAUCAAUCUACUGGUCAAUCAAUCAAUUACUGGGUGAGCCGAGUUCCGGGGCGACAAAUUCGGCCAGGCCUUUCUGCUCAGAGUAGACAUUUUGACCAUCCCUGAGUGCUGCUGUAGUUGUAGUUUUUGGCCGUUGUGAUACGGUUUUCUUGUUCGCCCGGUAUGUAAGUUUUUGAUUGGGGUUUUUCACGUAGUUGAAUGGGACGAGGCAGCAUGUAGAAGUCCUAUGGAAAAAAAAAAUGUAGACCGAGGUCUAGGAAGUCCUAUGGAAAAAAAAAAAUGUAGACCGAGGUCUAGGAAGUCCUAUGGAAAAAAAGAAUGCAGACCUUGAGCUUGAACUUGGACUACCUGGUGCUGGAGGUGGUCAAGAAUUUUUACAACUUGUCUAAUACUGCGAGGAGGAGGAAGAUCAGACGCCGUCAACAAAGAAUGAAAGGGGUUCCUCAGAACCUCCGAGAGGACGGCCCACAAGAUUGCGAGUGGCUGUGAUAGGUGCUGGCUUCACGGGUCUUCGAUUUUAUGGAAGAAGUAUUAUUUGUAGACUUAGAUGAUUCUUUUCAUUUUUUUGUUUCCUAGAUAGGCGUGCUUCACCGAUUUUAUGAACUAGUGAGUGUAGUAGAGUAGCUCGAUCUUUUGUACUGAUGUUCUCUCUGCUUCAAAGCCUAUUAUCGUUAUUGGUAGAAAGGCUAAGGCAACUAGUACUUGAACUUCAUUAAUUUUACCUGUGAACUUUAAUAAACAUGAGUAGGAGGUAUAAUUUGUACUAGUACAGCUACAGGUUUCUAGAGGACUCUCGUACGGGUUGUAGUCACCACCCUCUAAUGACUAGCGGAGCGUUUCAAGCAAAUGAGCAAUCUCUUGUUGGAGGACGGGCGGAGAUUACCCUCCAUAGAGGUGGUGGUGCUGGAGAAGAGUAUGGGAUAUGGCGGGAGAUUAGCGACGAGAUAUACGAAGGUAUUGCAGAGUUUACGAUAAUUCGAAAGUAAUAUGGAUGCUCGGAAUUUGAAUUUGCCAAACCGACAUAGGAAAAUGAUCAUGACAUUAAAUGAUUGUUUUUUUACAGACAAAAUAAAUCGUUCUGCACUAUCUGUAGUUCCUCAAAACCGAACCAAACACGCAAAAAUCAGGGCCCAGAUCCAGAGGGUUAUCAGUUUGAUAUAGGGGCUCCGUUUUUCCGAGCCAAAAGCGGGCAGUUCAAGAAAUACUUAGAGGAGCAGCUCGGUUUGAAUUCGGGGACCCCAGAUUGUGGUUGGGAGGUACCCUUUGCUUUGAGUCCUAUCGUGGUGUUUGCUCGUUUUAUCCUAGUACUAAUGAAAGGCUUCGCAGUUCCACGGCCGCCCUUAGGCAUACACUGUUGGAAUUGUAUCGUGUCGCCGGUAGACCAGGAGCGCUACUCGGGAUGCCAAUCAAUCAAAACGAACUCAUCCUUCUUUUCAGUCGUAUCAGUCUAAAAGAAGGAAAACUACUACACUACAACGAACUAAACAUCAGCCUCGCACUGCCUUAGUUGUACCGGGGAAGCAGGACCCACUGACUAUGAUAAGUGAGAAUGCAGUAGAAAAGCUAGCGCUAAGGGAAGCUAGCGCUAAUGUGCGAGAAGUAUCAACUGCGAGAGGGGGAAGCAAAUUUAUGCCUUUCUUCUUGUUUACAAUUUUUUCCUCUUGAUGUCUUGGUAUGUUGUUCACCGGAAUCGUCGUGGUAAGACCAUUUUAGCGCCCCUGAGCGAAUUGUGCUGGUUCUUUUCAUUAUCAGAAUGCUUGUAAAAAAACUUGUUCCAAAAAAUAACUGGUCCAAAAAAAAAGAUGCUUUACUUAGAACCAGCUUGCACUCUAACCCACGGGGCCUUCCCGGACGGCGCGCUCCUAAAUGGGGCCUGAGACAAGACAAAAAAGAUUCGCCUGCGAGAGAGGAAUCUUUUUUAAGGCCACCGCUGGAGCAUCGUCAGCAUCAUCGAUCCCUGGCAGCUCCUGUUUUUCAACACAGCUUUUUCAAAUGGAGCAAGCUCGGAUGCUGUCAGGGAUGCGACCGCGGUAGCUGCUCUAACUUUUGCAAGUCAAAAAAAAAAGUUUGGAGCGUCUGGAGAAGGAUCCGAUACAAGCAAUGAGGCGUAUAAAAAUUCGCAACACAUAUAUUUAUAAUAUUAUCCUCUAUGAAGAUCAUCUGCAGUGAUAUUAAGUUUGUUGAGCAAUUUUCUAAGUUUAAAAUUUCCACCGAGGUGCUAAAGACGUAUUUCGCUACAAUCAAGCAACAACUUUGUAUCGAUUCCGGAAUAAGCAAAAACUUUGAUAUAAAAUCCAAUUCGUCCAACAAUGAACAGGUCUUCCUCCCUCGCACAAACGCCACCGACGGGGGGCGUCUAUAACCCUCAUUUUCGCGGCGUAGUUGAGACGCAUGGGGCGCCGAUUGUUCCUAGGAGUGGAAUAUCAGUAGUAGAGUGGGACACAGGGAAAUUCCCACUCAUAUGCGACUGUUGCGAGCAAUACGAUUGCAAUGUGAAGGAACCAGGUAUGGGUUCUAGAACACGCUCCUCAUCAAUGAUCUUCUCAUCUUUUCGAGCAUGGUGGAUCCAGCCACCUUAUAAUAAGUAUAUCGAGCAUCUUCCAGUUACAAUUCUUUCCAUUCGUUCUUUAUUUCCAUACCUAAAGCAGUCUGCACUGAACUUUGUGCGAGACUGAACUUAUUGUAUUGUAUAUUAAUAUAUUGUGCUAUCCUUAUACCACUUUACACUUUCCGCCUCGUCCACAGGGGCAGACGAUGAGGCAGGGGGCAGUCAUUCGUACAGUAAAGAACAGAUGUACGGGUAUUCCGAGAGAAUGCAGGGAGAGCACAUUUAUGUGGGGUGGAGCCGGAUGAACGAAAUAGCAAAAACGAUCGCGAGAAGAAGUACUUCUUGUUAAAUUUUCUGAACGAGAAGAUCAAGUUCAAGAAGAAGGGGCUGCUGCCUCUGCACGACGAUUAGAUUUUGCUUAAUGUGUAUUUCAUGAAUAGUUUGCAUUUCUUAGUACGCAUUUCAUGAACAUACCUCAAUUAGAUAAGCUCGAUGUUCGUUUGGGUUGUCGGGUUGGUAGCAUACGGCGUGUAAUGUUAAGGGUAUGUUAAAGGUGUUCCUGUUACCGUUUGUUUUGCCUCUUCUAAGGGAGAAAGGCAGAACAAACGCGAAAGAUGAACACCAAGGCCCUACCUCUAAUAAUGCUCCCAGAGAGGUCAAGAACUAGGUCAGCCGGUGAGAGCGACGAGCCUCCUGUUCCGGUCGGAUGCCAAAGCAUCAGUAGGGGAACGACCGGCAGUAACGGGAAAGGGAGAGUAGUGCGAUUACCCGCCGAUGCCGAAGUGCAAAUUUCUAAGGAAUUUUCAGCAGGAGAUCCAGAUGACGAAUUACCACCACGACCCAAUAGUAUAGGGAGUCCAACGUUCAGUGCGGACUAUCUCCAGAAUUGCCAAUCGGGAGCAGCGAUCAGUGGGAAUAGCGUCGAGUCGGGAAGACGUAUCUUUUCUUUUGCUUACACACUUCCUUUUCACUUCUUGUUAUUCUUGAAACUACAACUUCAUGCUCACAAACACACAUACACAUGUUCACACAAACACAUGUUCACACAAACACAUGUUCACACAAACACAUGUUCACACAAACACAUGUUCACACAAACACAUGUUCACACAAACACAUGUUCACACAAACACAUGUUCACACAAACACAUGUUCACACAAACACAUGUUCACACAAACACAUGUUCACAAACACGUAGACUUAUACUAACUACUUAACAACUUUGUCAAAGAAGAAGUUAUAGACCGACGUUGUAACUCAGCUUCAACACUGAAAAACUCGACCUCUUCUACUAAAUCCCUUUCUCUCAUACUAGUUUGAAACAUCUUCAAUUAAUAUGAUUACAACCAAACUCCACCAGUGCAAAUGCCGGAGAGCGGAAGUUCUGUUGGUUGGGAGCUGAUGCAGUGCGAGCAUAGUCGACAACCCUGUGAUCCAAAACACAACCCCCCGAGUACACUUAAGGCUUAGGUACCCUAGUCAAUCCAUCUUCUGACGCAUCUUAGACCUGCCCUCCCACAACCAAGGGAACAUCAAUUAUAGGUUUAAGAUGAAUCCCGCGAUGAACAAUUAGUGUGAGCUCUAAUAAACGCAUUUCCGAUUCUGCCUACGACUAUGUAGCAGUGACCCUUCCCGGUCCUCAGACCCUCAACCUUGUUUCACACAUGCCCAUUGUGAAAAAAUUUCCGACCAUCAAGCAGCGAGCGAAGAUGCGCGGCUGCUUCGUCUUGAUGCUUGGUACUGCUCUUUACUAUCUAGAAGUACUGUUUGUAAGGGUCAUGAAGAAUCAAGUUACAGUUAGUAUUGCAAAGGCGAUGUUGUUGCUCGUGGUUGAGAAAAAAUGUUUGCGUUAUUCAUUCUUGGUCAGUUGCAGUUUUCACAAAACGACCGCAUAUUGGAAUGCUCAAUCCUAAAAUGCUUUGCACCCACAAACUUCUCCAGGUUUUUCUAUCCCGGAAUGCUGGCGUUCCGUCUCCAUACCUUCAGCGAUAGACUGUAAAGACCAUCCGGUAUUGCGUUGUGUGAUAGUGGAUUCGAACAAGCCAGGCCGUUCACAGACCAAUCGCAUAGGGGCAAGAACACUCAGUGUUUGCGUCUACGCUAUGUAUAAAUGGUCCGAGCAACACUUCCAGAUGGAGGAAACUGUAAACGAUAUGCAGGACUAUCGCCACGAGAAUGUGCUGAUUCCGCUGCUGAAUGAAGCGAAGGUAAAAAUGCUUGUCAACUUACAUGUGUCACUGACACUGUGUCAUUCUAGCUAUUUGUAUUUGUUCCACACGCACACGACACCAACCAUGAACACUUCUUCGGAGUGAUCGACAGGGGAGUCUUGAAUUAAAGAUGAAUGGAUGAAAGAAUGCUCCUGGCAGCUUAAGGAUUCAUUAUAACACCCACUCCAAGAACGUCACCCUUAUCCAAAACUGACGAGAAAAUACGAAAAAGGCGAAAGGCGACGAGAAAAGGAAGAAUGAAGUGGUAGCAGUGAAGGUUUGUAGAGAAGAAGGAAAGGUAAAGAAGAAGAAGGUUUGUAAAGAAGAAGAGGAUUACUUAUCCUUAUCCACCUACAACUAGCUAUUUAUGUUUGUUCCACAUGCACACGACCACACCAUGAACACCUUUUACUCCCUCCAGAACACACCCCCCACACCACAGGCGCUCCUGUUGAACACUCGAGUUUCGCAACAUCCAACUGUGGAUCCAUUGUCGAGUCAGAGACCAGCGGUUGAGUUUUGGCAAUACAUGUUUGACAUGAAACGCCUUGAGUACACCGAUCUGCACGCCUGGCGAUAUGUGGAAGUGGUCGGGGAAAAGAAACAGUACUGCUUUAUAUUAUACUAGACUGUGUCUAUGGCUAGUAUUGCCGAAUAGAUUCACAUGAUCAGUAGAUCAUUAUAGCUACUAGUUCCAGUACUUCUUGUCAAUUUAGUACUGUGUUGCUGUUCUUGGUAUAAUUUCUCAAGAGGAGGAUGAUGUCUGGUAUGAAGAUGAUGAAGAUGACUGACUUUUUUCAAGGAUUGGAAAUAUUAAGGAGAUGAGUCGGAGCGAGUUGAUCUAUCAAUAUCUAAAGAAUCUAAAGAAACUUUUUUCAAGGAUUCAUUGAAAAUUUUUUGACCUAAAUACGUCUUUUUGCAACAACAGCAUAAGUUUCAGUCCGGAUAGUGCGUUUUUCGAUAAUGAGAAGAACUUGGGUUUAGCAGGAGAUUGGUGCGCUGGCUGUGCUACAGUGGAGGGCGCUUUCGCGUCGGCUGAAAGUUUGGCAGAUCAAAUUCAAGCCGAUAUCACACAGAAACACGCUGCUUAGAAACACGCUGCUUAGAAACACGCUGCUUAGAAAUACGCUGCUUAGACUCCCGGAAACACGCUGCUUAGCAAGCCAUAUUAUAAGGCAUAAUAUGGCUUGCUAAGCGCGUGUGGAUUCUUCUAUAAUUACUAUAGCUUACAACGGGAUGCGAGCUAUGCGCGGUAGCGCCAAUAAUACACAGGAGGACUCUAGUAGUACAACAUUUAGUGCAGAGAAAUGGCGCUGUGACCGCUUCUCUGUGUAGCUAACCAACAUGAUGUCGAUUUCUAAAAGAUGUACAAAUGCUGCUGGAUGAGCAGCAGCUUUUAACUUCUUCUCUAUCAACAUAAUGAGAAGAAGAUGACCACCUGUCGUUCAUGAUAAGUUGAUGUGGUCUUCAACAUUGUGUUCGCUGGUGGUCAUAGUUCCUGAUCAUGUUCAUCUCGAUAAUCUUCUUUAAGAAUGUAUAUUAAGGAGAUGAGCAUCAAGGCAUUCACAUUCUUCAUCGCAAUAGUCUACGUCUAGAAGUACUUACUUAACAAGUCCUACUAGCAGUAGUACGUAGACUUACUUAACAAGUAGUAGCAACAAGUAUUCAUUACAGUAUCUUCACCGAGCCUAGCCCUAGUCUUGGACGUUCUUGGUAAAAGAUGAAAAAGAGAGGCACUAGAUAGUUUCAAUGCGUAGGGUUACUAGUGGAACAAGAAUUAAUAGGUCAAUGGGGCGAGAACAAGAAUAGCACAACAAGAAUAGAAGUGGUAGACUAGCUCUCUGGAGUGGUCCCCCAGGGGCAGGCGUCAACGGAAUUCCAAAGAAUUUGCUAGAACAAUCAAAACUCAAAAUCAAAAUUCAAAAUCAAAACUCAAAAUCAAAACUCAAAAUCAAAACCCAAAAUCAAAAUUCAAAGUCAGAAUAUGAGAUCAAAAUCAAAACUCAAAAUAUAAGACAUGAAAUCAAAAUCAAAACGAGGGAAAAGCUUUAUACUGUAAGAGAUUGCGCUUUGGGUCGUGGAGAACCGCAGAACCAGAACUAGCAGAUGAAGAACAAUGCCAAGAGGACGAUCAAAUACAUUAU
This is a messenger RNA of Amoebophrya sp. A25, 11509 nucleotides long. The record is from the annotation of a GenBank genome assembly. NCBI's taxonomy places the organism in Eukaryota, Dinophyceae, Syndiniales, Amoebophryaceae.